UAUAGAGGAAGCAAAGAAAAGAGAUGCUGCUACAAUUUUAGGUUGUGAAGAGGGUCAGUGGCCUGUAGAGUUUGAGCCUGGUGACCUGUUUUGUAAACUGUGCAAUGGGGUGCUUGGUGAAAGGAAGAUACAUCCAGGAAGUGAUGGAGAAGGCCAUGUGAUGACAAACAGCAAUCCUUUUCAUUGAUGUAAAAUUUUUGUUAAGUCAUGUAAAAACAGAGAGUGUUCAGCUAUAACACAAGUUGUACCUCACAAUCUCGGGCUCUUUAAUGUGUGUGACAAAGUUCUCAUUGCUUUUGAAGUCUUGGUUGAAUGGAGGGAGGCCUUCAAGAGAGGAGUGCCAGUGUCUUCUGCCAUUGAAGCCAAAAUUGAUGCUUGGAAAACUUUAACACCCAAGGAAUGCCAACCAAGUUUGUCAGCACUACAGCAUAUUUCUAGACUUCUCUAUGAUGGAUUUUAUUGCUUCGAGAUGAUUUCUGUGAGAUCUUUAGAUCAAGUCAUUUGUGGCUAUUGUGGUAUUAUUGGAGAAUUGUAUAUGGGAGAUGGUAAUCAAAAGAACUGCUGUUCACUGAAAGGGGUUAAAUAUAGUGACAGUGACACAGAAGGGCAAGCUGACCUCCCAAGCUUGGAAGACUUUUUGUCUGCCUUGAAAAGUAUGUGGAUCGCAAAAGCUACCUUUUCCAAUUGGUCUGGUGUGGAAAACCUUGAUCUGUCUGUUAGCAAAAUCCCCCCUAUCAUUGCUCCUGCCUUGAGAGGUGAUAAAGUCUAUAAUACUGAAUCAAAGAAGAAAAGCGUGUAUCUGAAAGGAAGGACUAAUAUUGAAGGAGAUUCAGCACUUCUUCAUCAAAUUAUUACAAAUGAAAAUUUGAACAUGUCCUCAUUAGAAAGUUUAACUGUAGAAGAGCUCAAAAGAAUUGCAGGUUUUUGCAAAAUCCCUAUUUUGUCCUCUUAUUCAAAGAGUUUGGUGAUUGCCAAAAUUACAGCUCUUUAUGAGUACCUUUUGGUUGGAAAUUCACCAUGUCAUGGUUUCACCAAGGUACCUGGGCACACUGGCGGUUUCUAUCACUUUGUCUGUAGACAUGGUUGUACUGUUGGAUCGAAAUUCCUCUUGCUGCAAGAGUCAGUAAGGGAUGCAGCAGAUAUAUACAUGUCUCUGAGAUUUCCACCACCUUUGUUUAUUUGUGACACGCCAUGUGGCUUUGCACGUCACAUGGAUGUCCAACAUCCCACACUUGCCAGAAAACUAUGGAAUGAUAGAGUUGGAUGCUUCGAAAAGCCAACACUGGAUAAAACACCAGGCCAUGUAAGCAAUCCAGCACUUGUCCCCUUGGAGUAUCGUAGCGAAAACAUGGUUCUUCCUAGUCCAGACACACUUCAAGAAUUGGUACACCCCAUCACUGGAUCAGCACAAAGAUUUGUAGCUCAGGAUCGAUUUCAUGCCACUGCCGAGCCACAUAAGUCUCCCUUGUGCAAAUUUCAUGACAUCAAUAAUUGGGAGCAGGCCAAUACUAUCAAAACCAGUCAACAAGAAUCCGAAAACCAUAGGAAAAAUUUUUUGAGGUUGCGAAGCUCUACCAUGCAAACUUUUCCUGUGCAUUUCACAUACAAUUUUUUAAUGGAUUUCUAUCAUAAUGAGCAGAUAGUACAAAAGCAAAGACAAGAAAUCCUCUCAAGAAGUAAAGAAAAAGGUGCGAAUGGCAGUCAGAUUUAUAGAGAUGUGUACAAGAGAUUUAUGUUAGUUUGAUGUUAAUCAAAAUUGCAUUAUUAUAUUAAAAUAACAUUAUAUUACU
This is a messenger RNA of Exaiptasia diaphana, 1790 nucleotides long. Its product is annotated as HMG domain-containing protein 3. Lineage: Eukaryota; Metazoa; Cnidaria; Anthozoa; Actiniaria; Aiptasiidae. The record is from RefSeq and is a predicted model, not a curated record. The transcript is spliced from 9 exons. Bases 470 to 1744 code for a protein of 424 amino acids.